AUGAAGCUCAUAAAGCUCUUCGCUAUCAUGCUCGCCAUUCUGGCUCCGCUAUCGUCCGCCUGGACAGUGAACGUCUGGUCCUCGGACACCCACACCGCUAACGGAACAGAACUUACGCUAUGUAUCCGCAGAAUGCAAGCCACUUUGGAGAAGCACCCCAACUCUACCGCCCACGAGGGCUACCGCUGCGGCGAUUUCUGGAUCCAAUGGGGAGAAGCCCUAGGUUACGUCCACGAAAAGACGAACCUGUGGCUGUUCAACCAGUGCAAAGACCAGAUUUUCGAUGCUGCUCUGCAUUCCAAGGACUGGGUCAAGUGCGAGGUCACAGGUGGCUUCAACAAGAGAAUGAUGGCUUACUCGCCGCACGGAAAGCGCGCUUGCUACAAGAAGGACCUGAAUGACCAUUCCCCGUGCAAGGAGCGCAAGAAAAAGACCAAGAAUCCCGAGAAGACCAUCGCAACCACCGCCGUCGAAACCAUCACAGCCACAAUCGUCCAACCAACCACUUCCUACAGGGAAGAAGUGACGACUACUCAGAAACCUAUCGUCAGCACCGGCAUCAAAGAGAGCGUCAUCACCAUGACCACCAAGGUUCCAUUCACCACUACGAUGUAA
Cercospora beticola is the source of this 615-nucleotide messenger RNA. RefSeq lists its product as uncharacterized. The record is from RefSeq and is a predicted model, not a curated record. NCBI's taxonomy places the organism in Eukaryota, Fungi, Ascomycota, Dothideomycetes, Mycosphaerellales, Mycosphaerellaceae.